This is a messenger RNA of Poecilia latipinna (sailfin molly), 1422 nucleotides long. Its product is annotated as calcium-binding mitochondrial carrier protein Aralar1-like. The record is from RefSeq and is a predicted model, not a curated record. Gene Ontology annotation, molecular function: calcium ion binding. Gene Ontology annotation, cellular component: uniplex complex. The transcript has 11 exons. Gene Ontology annotation, biological process: calcium import into the mitochondrion; mitochondrial calcium ion homeostasis. Bases 208 to 1407 code for a protein of 399 amino acids. Lineage: Eukaryota; Metazoa; Chordata; Actinopteri; Cyprinodontiformes; Poeciliidae.
CAGAUCAGGAACAAGCUGCAGCACCUCAGCUGCAGUAGUUUCUCCCAUCACAACACCAGUCUGGCCGCAGAGAGAGGGGACAAUACUUGGAUAAAUUUAGCUCAGGGUCCCAGACAUCCACAUUGCUGCUGACAUGUCCGCGUGCUGUCAUCCCGAACCCCAGCGCGUGCGCUAGUACAGUCCACUGCAGCUGACGUCACAUCCAGCAUGGCCGUCAAGGUGCAAGCCACAAGAAGAGCUGACCCUAAUGAGUUGAAGACAAUUUUUCUGAAGUAUGCCAGCGUGGUGGAGGAUGGGGAGCAUUACAUGACCCCCGGAGACUUUGUGCAGAAUUACUUGGGUCUGCACACGCAGCCGCAACACAACCCCAAAACUGUGGAGCUGAUAGCCGGAGUGGCCGACACCACCAAGGACGGACUGAUCUCUUUCCAGGAGUUUCUGGCCUUUGAAUCGGUUCUGUGUGCCCCUGAUGCCCUCUUCAUAGUGGCCUUUCAGUUGUUUGACAAGACUGGCACAGGAAACAUCUCUUUUGAGAAUGUCAGAGACAUCUUCAGCCAGACGACAGUCCAUCACCACAUCCCCUUCAACUGGGACUGUGAGUUCAUCCGGCUGCACUUCGGCCACGAGAGGAACAAGAAUCUCAGCUACGCAGAGUUCACUCAGUUUCUGCAGGAGCUGCAGCUGGAGCACGCUCGCCAGGCGUUCGCACAGAAGGACAAGAAGAAAAGUGGCACCAUCACUGCCUUGGACUUCAGCGACAUCAUGUCCACCAUCAGGCACCACAUGCUGACUCCUUUCGUAGAAGAAAACUUGGUUUCAGCUGCAGGAGGCAGCACCUCCCACAUGGUGAGCUUCUCCUACUUCACUGCCUUCAACGCCCUCCUCAACAGCAUGGAGCUGAUCCGCAAGAUUUACAGCACCCUCGCCGGCUCUCACAAAGAAACCCUCGUCACGAAAGAAGAGUUUGUUCACGCUGCGAAUAAGUUUGGUCAAAUCACUCCUAUGGAGAUAGACAUCCUGUUCCAGCUCGUCGGCCUCCACUCUCACUCUGGGCGGCUGAACAACGCAGACAUCGAGCGAGUCGCGCCGCUGGAGGAAGGAGCCAUGCCGUACCACCUAGCUGAGACUCAGAGACAGCACGCUCACGAAACGUCUCGGCCCAUCUGGCUCCAGGCUGCAGAGUCCGCCUACAGGUUUACCCUGGGCUCAAUCGCUGGAGCCACCGGCGCCACUGCCGUGUACCCCAUCGACCUGGUGAAGACUCGGAUGCAGAACCAGCGCUCCACGGGUUCCUUCGUAGGAGAGCUGAUGUACAAGAACAGCUUCGACUGUGCGAAGAAAGUGCUGCGCUAUGAGGGCUUCUUUGGAUUUUACAGAGGUCAUUACAUUUCCAUAAAUACUUUUUAAAAUUUUUUUAACAAC